CCCUCAUGGCGCCGAAAUCCUUUCCAUGCUGACAAGCCCGCCCUGGGCACACGAGUGGAUGCUUGGCCGGCCUUUCCUGGGAUCGACCCCGCCGCCGUGCGCAGCCCUCACAGCGUCCCCAUCCCACUCCACGCCUCACAGCCGGGAUUCCUGGCCAGCUUCGGAAGCCACCGAGAAAUAGGAUUCCGUGCGCCCGAGAGAACUUUUCCAGGGGCUAAGGAAUUGGCCAGCCGGAGGCGCGAGAAAAGUUCUGGGAAGGCGGUUGCACCUAGGAUGGGCGGAUGCCACGGGGCCUCUGUCCAGGCUGUCCCGUCAGGACAGGGCGACUGGUCACCUUGGAAUCCCCUUUGCAGGUCCCAGCGCCCCCCGGGAACCCGCAGCCUCCGCGGAGAGCGUGGGCCUCUCCCUGCCGCUGGGGCGCAGCGCAGUGCACGCCAGAAGGUGGUCGCGGGGGGCUGGGCACCGCCCCCAGUCAUGCGCCGCCGGGGGCUGCGGCGGCGCUGCCCGCCCCAGAGAGCCCUUGGCCUGGGGCUCCGGCGAAGCAAGUGCCUUCCCCGCGCCGGUCGCCAGGGGGGCGCGGGAGCAGCCAGAUGCGCCGCAGCGCUGGGAAGGCGGCGAAGGACAGGGGCUAGGGGAGUGAGGGGCGCUCGGUGGGCAGUCUCAGCCCGGGCCCUGCGCGGGAGAAGGGACAGCAGAGACCGCCCGUGGGGCCCCGGGGCUCAGGGAGCUGUCCGUUGAGCACUGGCGCCCGCCUCGCCCGCGGCAGAGGGCGGCACAGCCAGAGCCUUAGAAAGACCGGCAGCGCCGGCGGCCGCGGGCUUCUCGGCCACUACCUCCCGGACGCAAGGGAAGCCGCCCCCCGCGCCUCCGCCGCCGCACUGCCGCCGCUGCAGAGGGGUGAGGAAAUGAACUCACCGAGCUCUGGUCGCCGAGAAGAGGAGCACCGGACGCCGGCUCUCGCCCUGCCCGAGGCUGCAAAGUUGUGGACUCGGCCCGGCUGGCUCGCAGCCUGCGCUUCGCUUCGGGAACUGGGCAGGUAGCGGGGAUGUGGGGAAGAGGGAGCGGGCAGCUGCUGUUUUCCCACUUGGGCGCCAGCGAGUAGGGGCAAGGAAGCGGCGGGGACGGCAACUGGGCACCCCCCAGCCCCGCCACCCCUCCCUCCGUUCCUGGGGGCGGUGCUCUGGCCGCCAGUCUCAGCAUUGUGGACUUGCCCCCUCCUCCCCCCUCGAUUCCCCUUGAGCGGGCUGGGGCGCUCUGCCUGGUUUCAGCUGCCCGUUCCAGCUGGGAGAUUGAGAUUCAGCCCUGAUGUGGAUUCUCCAGCCAUUAUCCUGCCUUUCCCUCUCGGCUAUGUCCCACGACCUCCCUGCUCUCCACUCGGACUGAAGGAACCCUGGGGCUUUGAGAGGUCGGCUUGCCAGGGCAACACCCGUGAAGACCAGCGUCAUCUCCUCGAAAGGGCUGUGUACAGAGGAUUGGGAGUUGGGACUCUGGAGCCUGUCUACCUGGGUUUAAAUAUUCACCAUUCACUACUGUGAGAUCUCAGAUUCCAGUUUCUUCAUCUGUAAAUUCCAGUGUAAUCUUAGAUUCCAGUUUCCUCAUCUGUAAAACAGAGAUGUGAGGGUUAAAUGAAAAUCUAUGUAAAACCCUUAAACAGGGCCUGCCCAGGGCAAGCACUGCUUGAUUAGAUCAUAAUUAGAGACACUACUUAUCGCGCCCCUGCUAGGUAGCAGGCACUGCACUAAGCCUUUAGCAUAAGACGCUUCCUUAAUCCUCUCAGCCUGAUCUACGAAGCUGGCUGAGCCCCAUUCUGGGGAUGAGGAGGUUGAGGCUUAGAGAAGCUAAGUCGCAUAUCUAAGGUCAUACAGCCUUUAAGUGACAGAGCCUGGACUUGAACUUUGUUCUAGCGUUAAUGCUCCUGCCCUCGGCCUCCACACAACCCAGCAUCACCAUGGGACCCAUGGGCAGCUCUGAUUUGGGAGAAGGAAAGACAAUGGGAGUUUAUCCAGACACAGAGCUUGAACUUGGAGCUGCUUCUUCAGGCCCCACCCCCACCUUCCUAUUUCUAUUUCCUUCCCCUUCCAGGGCUCCGCUAUUCUAAGGUGGGUACCAUGAUGCACCAAGAGGGUAGUCACACCAGUGUGUAUCAAAUAGUGGGGGGCGGGGGGAGCAGAGCCUUAAAAACAUCAAACACUGCAGGAAUAUUGGUGCCAUCACCAUCCUCAAUUUCCUGGGUGUCAUAGCUCACCUACCUGCCCUGUUCCUCUCCUCUAGGUGAUGGCAUACUUAAUAAAUAAAUAUUUAUUGCUUUCUCAA
Messenger RNA from Chlorocebus sabaeus (green monkey), 2313 nucleotides. Lineage: Eukaryota; Metazoa; Chordata; Mammalia; Primates; Cercopithecidae. The record is from RefSeq and is a predicted model, not a curated record.